UGCCGACGGCUGCCGGGCGUCCGUCUUCUCGGACUGAGAGCGGCUUGGUUCGCCAUGUUGGUUUGUGUGUAAAAAAUCGCUUGCAUCCAUCCUAAAGCCUGACUCUUUCACUCUAAGGACGAGCCCUGCUGCUAGUUCACACUCUGGGCCAGCUACCAAUGCUAUUAUUUUUGUGAUUUGCAGCCUGAAAUGAGCUUACCACAGAAAGCCAAACCACAGCCUGUAAUAAGAGGACUACAACAGCCUGCUUCAAUUGCCAGAGGACCUGUACAGCAGACUAUUGAAGAUCGUAUCUACCCUCCUCAAGCAGCAGUAGCCACGGUCCAGUAUACAGUCCCACAGGUGCCCAGACAGGCAGGACCUGCUGCUUACACAACACACGAAAUAAACAAAGGUCAUCCAAAUCUCCCUGCAACGCCGCCAGGCCAUGCCUCUUCACCAGGCCUCUCACAGGCAGCCUUCCAGUCUGGCCAGAAUGCAGCUCCACCUCCUCUUGUGUACUCCCAAAAUCCACAGACAAUGACUACGCAACCACAGGCAAGACAGUUCGCAGCAGGGCCCCGGGCUGCCCACCACCAGGGAGGAUUCAGACCUAUUCAGUUUUUUCAAAGACCGCCAAUGCAACCUACUAGACCUAACAUACAGAAUAAUAAUCCUUCCAUGCGUCCAGGGACACAGACUGCAACAGCUGCAGUCUAUCCGCCCAGCCAAGGGCCUAUAAUAAUGAUGAAUCCACCUGUGCCAUAUCCCCAAGCCCCUCAGGCUCCAUAUUACAUUGCAAAUCCGUUCCGCCCCAGUGCGACUCCGUAUAUGGGGCCACCACAGCAGUAUCCUGUUCAGCCGCCUCCUGGUCCAUUCUAUUCUGGACCAGGUCCUGGUGAUUUCACUACUUAUGCCCCAGAAACAAGGCGCAGAGGGUGGCCCCAAUCAGGAGUUCAGCCACUGUGUGCACCAUCCUAUUACAGUCAACCUGUGUAUUCGCCGGCUGCACCUUUGAUAGUGCCUACACAACAACAACCACCUCCAACAAAGAGGGAAAAGAAAACGAUUAGAAUCCGUGAUCCAAAUCAAGGAGGCAAAGACAUCACUGAAGAAAUAAUGUCGGGUGGAGGUGGAAGCAGAAACCCUACACCACCUGUUGGGAGGCCGAAUACCACUCCCACUCCACCUCAGUUUUUGUGUCCGCACCCUCAUUAUCCUCACCUGUUGUACCUCAAAUCCCAGCAGCUGCCCAGUCAGGUUGCAGAUCACCCUCCAGUUUUUGGAACUGUGGAAAAUGCACACAUGACACAAAACGUGGACUUCAAGCAAGUGGAGCGAACUGAAGCUGCUAUUACAAAACUGAAACCAGAAGAAAAACCAAUGCCGGAACCACCAGUGAAAAGUUCUACCCCAGAUGUUAGAUCGGAAAUAGUUGAAGAAAAGAAAGAGAUUGAUGGAGAACCACCUGAUCCAGUUCCUUUACAGGUGGCAGAAGAGGAGGAGGUGGAGGUGGAGGUGGAAGAGGAGGAGGAGGUGGAGGAGGAGGAAGAAGAGGAGGAGGAGGAGGAAGAAAUGGUAGAAGGGGAGGAGCCAGAAGAAGAGGGAGCUUUGGUGGAAAAUGUUUCCAGUAAUGCUAUUUGCCCAACGAUGGAUUGUGCUGACAAAUCUGAAACAUCCAAUUCCAAUGAGGAGAAGAAACUUACAUUGACUGUACAUUUGCACAAAGAAGCAGAAGAUGAUAAACAAAAAGAGGAGGAUAUCGAAGAUCUACCUGAAGAAACAAUUGUUGCUCAAUUUGAUGAAACCACGGUACCUUGUACUAUUAUCACGACUACAGACGUGAAUGGCAUUGCCGCACAGGAAAUAACACCAAGCACUCUAGAAAGUGUUUCACCAGAUUUUUCAUUGCCAGCUAAUGUAGAGAUUGAAGAUAAUCUUAGGACAGAAACGGAGGCAGAGAUUACACUUUCUCCCGUUGUUUUAUCAACCAAUCUGGAGGUUGCAGCAGAGGAAGAGGACAGUGAGGAAGCUCCUAUCAAUGAUGACAAAGAUGAAGAUGUGGAAAGCAAGGAAUCUGUGGAAGUUGAGGAGAAAGAGGUAGAGGAAAAUGAAUCACAACAACUAAACUCCCAAAAAAGCCCUGAGAUUGUGCAUGUCCAGAUGCCUAUUACUGCACCAAAGAUGCAGAAGAAUCCAAAAGAGUGGAACAAACCUGAUGAGGAUUUGUUAGAGAUCAGUGAAGAGCCUAAACUUGAAGAGCUUGCAGUUGAAACUGAACCAGAAGCUGAACAAGAUAAGACAGUUCCAGAUGCAAAUCUAGAUAAAGACUUGAACAUUAAAAGUCAUGCAGAUGUGGAAGAAAAUGGGAACCAGGAGAUAGAACCUGAACAGAAUGGUUCGGAGACUGUUUCUGAAAGUGAGAGCACAGAGACCAGCACCAAAGAGAGCCCUGAUGAGAGCUUGGUGAGCGGCUUAAAAGAAGAGCAGUGGAAAUUGAUCAAUCCAGAAGGAAAGAAGCGAUAUGACCGUGAAUUUCUCCUUGGUUUCCAGUUCAUAGCGGCUAGUACACUGAAGCCAGAUGGACUGCCAGCGAUCAGCGAUGUUGUUCUUGAUAAGAUUACCCAGACGAAACAAAUACCAAGGCCUAUAGACCCCGCAAGAAUACUAUCCCGGGGCCCGGAUUUCACACCAUCAUAUGCAGAUUUUGGAAGGCAGCCACAAAGUGGACGAGUAGCAGCAGUGCUAAAUGUUGGUCCAAGAAGAUCACAACAUGGGCAACGAAGAGAACCAAGGAAAAUCAUUGCACAAAUAUCUACAAAUGAUGACAUCCAUUUGAAGAAGUCAGAGAAUGCAUGGAAGCCCAUAUUAAAACGAGAAGAAGUUCCUGAUGCCUCGCAAAAUGAUGACUUGCAAAAUACACAGGAACUGUUCCGACGAGUGAGAAGCAUCCUAAACAAGCUUACGCCACAAAUGUUUCAACAGUUGAUGAAACAAGUUCAGGAACUGACAAUAGAUACAGAGGAGAGGCUGAAAGGGGUUAUUGACCUAGUAUUUGAGAAAGCAAUUGAUGAGCCUAAUUUCUCUGUAGCGUAUGCCAACAUGUGUCGCUGCCUCACAAUGCUGAAGGUUCCAAUGUCCGAUAAACCAGGUGCCUCGGUGAAUUUUCGCAAGCUACUCUUAAAUCGCUGUCAGAAAGAAUUUGAAAAGGACAAAGCAGACGAUGUUGUCAAUGAGAAGAGACAGAAAGAGAUUGAUGCUACUGCUAAAACAGAAGAGAAGUCCAGGCUUCAGGAUGAGCUGGAAGAAUCCAAGGACAAGGCUCGUAGAAGGUCCAUUGGAAACAUUAAAUUUAUUGGUGAACUGUUCAAACUUAAAAUGUUAACAGAAGCCAUCAUGCACGAUUGUGUUGUGAAACUACUAAAAAACCACGAUGAAGAGUCAUUAGAAUGUUUAUGUAGGUUAUUAACCACAAUUGGCAAGGACCUCGACUUUGAGAAGGCAAAACCUCGCAUGGACCAAUAUUUCAACCAAAUGGAAAAGAUAGUGAAAGAAAGGAAAACGUCUUCCAGGAUACGUUUCAUGCUCCAAGAUAUAAUAGAUGUUCGAAUGAAACACUGGGUGUCACGUAGGGUCGAACAGGGGCCAAAGACCCUUGAACAGAUUCAUAAAGAAGCUCAAAUUGAAGAACAGCAGCAGCAACUGAAGGUUCAUCAGCAGUUAUUGUCCAAACAAGAUAAGAGACGACCAGGUGGUGGUGGUCGACCCUCAGAAGAAGCUUGGAACACUGUUCCAGUAACGAAGAGCAGCAGAACAAUAGAUCCCAGCAAAUUCCCCAAGAUCACAAAACCUGCCACAGAUGAUAAAAUACAGUUGGGUCCAGGUUGCCGAUUAGGCAGCUGGGGUAAAGGCAGCAGUGGAGGAGUGAAAACUAUUGAAACUGAUUUGCCGCGAACAACAAGUUUAAAUCGAUUUUCUGUGCUACAGCAGUCAACCCCGUCUUCUGAAUCGGAUAUACGCAGGAUAGCACCCAGUCGAAGCAGUACGGGAAGAGAAAAGAAUGAUAAACCAAGUCGGCCAGCCAUUACACGGGGGAGCAGUAAUAAGGAGCUCCUUGAUGAUCGGACGCGAGAAGAAGAGAGAAGGGAAGUCCUUGAAAUUGUGCAGCAAGCCACAAAUACGUCUGAGGAGAAGAGUGCAGAGGGAGAUAGGAAUCGUCCCAAGGAAAAUGUGAAAUCUGAAGUUCCUUCUGCUGAGGCUUCCCUCAAAACUGUUGAGGCUGAGGAGACGAUGGAGAAAAAAUCAAAAUCCAUUAUUGAUGAGUUUUUACACAUUAAUGAUUAUAAGGAAGCGCUCCAGUGUGUGGAUGAAUUGAAUUCACUGAGCCUACUCCAUGUCUUUGUAAGAGUAGGUGUAGAAUCAACGUUAGAGAGAAGUCAAAUAACAAGGGAACACAUGGGUCAGCUUUUCUUUCAACUGAUACAGUCUGAAAAACUACCCAAGGAUGAAUUCUUCAAGGGGUUUUUAGAACUCUUGGAAUUGGCAGAGGAUAUGGCCAUUGAUAUACCACAUAUAUGGCUGUACCUGGGUGAACUUGUGACUCCCAUGUUACAAGAAGGAGGAAUCUCUAUGAGAGAAUUAUUUACAGAACUUAGUAAACCUUUACUUCCUGUAGGGAGAGCAGGGGUUCUGCUUGCAGAAAUUUUGCACCUUCUAUGCAAACAAAUGAGCCAUAAGAAAGUCGGGGCCCAAUGGAAAGAGGCUGGCCUAAAUUGGAAAGAUUUUCUAACUGAAGGAGAUGAUGUUCAAAACUUCAUUAGUGAUAAAAAAUUGGAGUUUACCAUAUCAGAUGUUUCUGGUCCUACUGAAGCACUUUCAAAAAUGGAGCUCUCUGCCGAAGAACUGAACAAGUGGCUAGAAAAACUUAUAAUCGAAGACAAAGCCAGCAAUGAGCAAAUCUUUGAUUGGGUAGAAGCUCAUUUAGAUGAAUCACAGAUUGGUUCAUCGUCAUUCCUUAGAGCUUUGAUGACAACAGUAUGUAGAUCAUCUAUUACAGGAGAAGGACCUCCAAGUCGUGUAGAUGCAAACAUUAUACAGCAAAGAUUGCGAUUAUUACUCAAAUACCUUAAUUCAGAUCCUGAGAGAGAAUUACAAGCACUUUAUGCACUACAAGCAUUAAUAGUAAAACUUGAUCAACCUCCUAUUUUACUAUUUCAAACAGAUUUGUUAAGGAUGUUCUUUGACACUUUGUACGAUGAGGAUGUUAUAUCUGAAGAUGCAUUCUACAAAUGGGAAUGUAGCAAAGACCCAGCAGAACAGAGUGGCAAGGGGGUAGCGCUAAAAUCUGUUACGGCUUUUUUUACAUGGCUAAGAGAAGCAGAGGAGGAAUCGGAAGAUAAUUAAAACAAAAAAGUCUUCGCCAAUCAAAGUGCACAAAGGCCAAUCAUCGCAACAAAUAUGCACGGAUAUACAGUCAGCGAUCAUGAUGAAAAUUAUGGUACACGCACGUAAAGAAAAGCCGCGGUGAUGUUAAAGAACCAUGGGUGGGAGCACUAAAAGAAAUGUAUUAUUUAUAGAAAAUAUUUUUGUUUUAAAUUUUACGCUUUUUUGUUAUUUUUAAAAGGACAUAUGGUUCCAUUUUUUCUGUGCAGCAAAAAAAAUAAAAAAAUUGAACACUUUAAUUUAUUUUUAGAACUGCAACAGUGAUGUAAUUUGAGUUUGCAGUUACUGUAAACAGAAUGUAACAUAGCGAAAACAAAACCCAAACUCUUGGUCAUUUCAAACAAAUAUAGGGUAUCAAAAUUUAGUAUAUGGUUAGGGUGGGGGGUGGUAACAAUAAUGGCUGAAAGUAGUAAUAUGUACCAGUAAUCCUUCCUGCCUGCUUCAGCUUGCUCUAGAAAUGUACAUAACAUUCAACUGGAAGAUGAUGCUCCCUGAAUUUCCAAGCCCAUUCAUUAUGAACUGCAGAAUAUGGAGAACUUGUACAAAACAAAAGUUCAACCGAGGAAGUGCUUGUAAUACUUUCAAACUAUAGACCUACUCAAAAGCUUGUAAAUACAUAAAGAGAAAUAUUUAAAAAAAAGACUCAUUACUAUCUUUUCACUUUCAAAACUAAAUAAAAACAAACCGUGCAAGUUAAAAAAAAAAAAAACAAAAAAAAAAACUGCUGUUUAUCUGAAAAUUAAUUAUCACAAGACCGGUUGUACAUCAGUUUGUACUCUGUUACCUCAUUGUAAUAUAUAGUGCAGUGGAUGCAAUGCUAAUAAUUGUGGCAGAAGUCGUGUCGAAUGGCUGGCUGACACGGGUCAGUCAUUGGAUUAUGACAAGUUUUUUUUUAAAAACAUGCUGCACGAAUGAGGAUCCCUUCUCCUUACAAACUUUCUACCUGUGAUCUGAGAGCUGUUGGAUCUUAUGAAAGAAAUGAAAAACCUAGGAGGUCAGAGUCUCUGAAAUAAAGGAUUACAAUUCCCAUGCAGAAAUGCAAACUUUCUCAGAAACUGCUGCCUUGAUUUUUACAUACAGCAAAUCGAGGAUAUUACCAUGUAAAACAGCACUUUCCUUAAACUUUUCUGGUUAAUCUCAUGAGUUACUAGUUUGAUUUGAAACAGCGACUCGUAGAUUAAUGCUAGAUUUUACUUGUACCAGUUUGUGCAUUUAUUUGAAAAUUGGUUUUGAAAAGCCAAGCUUAACAUGGAUCAGUUAUGAUUUUGAAACUUGCUUCAAUGCAAGUGGCUAUUGGAAUGCUUAUGAAGAUAAUGUUCCAGACUUGAGAUGCCAUUAAAUAACUGUAUAACUUGAAUUAAAAACUGUUCUAGGCUGGUAAUAAAUGCUGGGUGGAUUUUAUUUCCCUGCUUUCGGAUUUAUGCAUGAUCAGUGGUUCUGCUCUGAAUGAAGCUGCUGCACUUAACUGCCAAAUUGUGUAUUGGCAAUGGUUCAUUAGUACAAAGACAAGAUGUAACGGUCAUAUUGAUUCAUCAAUGGCAUAAGUUAUUCAUGGUGGCGAAUGGACUGUUAUUCACUUUUUUCAAUAUGUAACGUGCCUUGUUGAGUAUCAGCCUACAGGGAAUAUUAUGUAUACAUGAUGGAUUGAAAUAUGUCCAAAUCAAAAUAGUUAAAACUCUUAACUAAUGCAUUCUACUUCCCAUAUGACUUCUUCCGGAAGUCGUAAUCCAAGGAAAUUAACGUAAGACUUUAAACUAUUUAUUUUAUCUACAAAAUAAAGGCUCAAAUACCCAUCAGACAAUUUGCUUACACAGAUGAAAUGGUAAAACAGCUAAUGUGAGAAUUGAGAACUACUCAUUGUGUUCUUUGAGCAUCAAGAAUGAAAACUUUAGUUCUACAGGAUCAUUGUAAAAUGACAAUAAACUGGAUUGUAGAAGAUCUCCUAUGUUUGUAAUACCACAAUGGGUUCUGUAUUAAUGGAGUCUUUGGUGGGUCCAGAUUGCUCAUUAGUAAAACUUAACUCUGGUGCAUUGUGAAAACUUUGAUCCUUACAAACGUUGAGGUAUGCUUUGUGCAAUAAAUACUUAAGGGAAUUAGCCUGGCUCUCUAUUCGUAACAA
Molecule: messenger RNA, 7540 nt
Organism: Amblyraja radiata (thorny skate)
Lineage: Eukaryota; Metazoa; Chordata; Chondrichthyes; Rajiformes; Rajidae
Product: eukaryotic translation initiation factor 4 gamma 3
Exons: 38
Coding region: 190-5382 (1730 amino acids)
Cellular component (GO): eukaryotic translation initiation factor 4F complex
Molecular function (GO): protein binding; mRNA binding; translation initiation factor activity
Source: RefSeq, a predicted model, not a curated record